Molecule: messenger RNA, 4538 nt
Organism: Hypanus sabinus (Atlantic stingray)
Lineage: Eukaryota; Metazoa; Chordata; Chondrichthyes; Myliobatiformes; Dasyatidae
Gene: ogfod1
Product: 2-oxoglutarate and iron-dependent oxygenase domain containing 1
Exons: 13
Coding region: 109-1713 (534 amino acids)
Biological process (GO): regulation of translational termination; peptidyl-proline hydroxylation
Cellular component (GO): cytoplasm
Molecular function (GO): iron ion binding; L-ascorbic acid binding; peptidyl-proline dioxygenase activity
Source: RefSeq, a predicted model, not a curated record
UCUUCAGGAAGUGACGGACCUGCGGCAAUACGGGUGAUAUCGGGUAAUGUAGUUAAGAGAAAAACAAGAGCCGGAGUUAAUAAGGAUUUGAAUUGUUUUCAGAUUGGCAUGAACUCAAAGAGGCUUCGGGUUGACUCUGAGAAUGGGGGUCGAAAAAAGAGGCAGCUGAAGCUGGAGGAUGCAGAAUUCAAUCGCUUAUUGCUGGAAACGAAGGAGCGAGUGAGUAAGGCCUGGAGCCGGGGGCUCGAAUAUUCACACGAGCGCGGUCUGCUGGUUAGUGCUCAGCCAUUUACACACUGUGUGGUACCUGAUUUUAUCCAGAGUCAGUCAUACCUGACAGGGCUUCAAAAUGAACUUCUGCAACUAAACUUUCAUGAAAAAUCCAAUGAUCUCUAUAAAUUUAAGCAGUCAGAUGAUCUCGGGAGAAGGGCAGAGUACCAUAUCUCAGCACUGAGGAAAGUACUUUAUGAAGAUUUUCGUAUGUUGCUGUCAGAUAUUAUAGGUGAACAACUGGAAAACACAGUUGAUAUAUCCUGCACUAAGUAUGAAUACACAGAUGUGUUGCUCUGUCAUGAUGAUGAGUUGGAAGGACGAAGAAUAGCAUUCAUCUUGUAUCUUGUACCUGAAUGGCAAGCAAGUGAUGGUGGCACCUUGGACCUUUAUGAUGCAGAUGACCACAACCAGCCUUGGCAAAUUGCCAAGUCAUUAACUCCUUCCUGGAACACGUUAGUUUUCUUUGAUGUUUCCCCAGUCUCUCAUCAUCAGGUAUCUGAAGUUUUGGUGGAGGGCAAGUGCCGCCUUUCUGUCAGUGGCUGGUUCUAUGGGCAAUCAUUGGAGAGGCCCCCUCGGUAUAUUGAAUCUCUUUCUCCUCGAAUGCCCCAUAUUGCAUGUGACGAAAAAAUUCUUUAUGAAUGGAUCAAUCCGAUUUACAUAGAUAUGUCAGCCCAGGCUAAUAUCCAGGAGCAGUUUGAAGAAAAAUCUGAGAUUCUUCUAAAGAAUUUUUUCAAGAAAGAAAAAUUCCAGAUGAUAUGUGAGGCUGUAUGUAGCUCAAAGAUUAAAUGGAAGAGAAGAGGACCUGCCAACAAAAGAUGCUAUGAUCAAGCAGAGGAAGAUGGUCUUCCUGACAUUCUUGCUCAAUGUAUGAAGCUGUUUCGCUCUGAGGCCAUGUUUCUGCUUCUGUCCAAUUUUACUGGCUUAAAACUGCAUUUCCUCGCAGCCUCAGAUGAUAGUGAUGAAUACGAGAAUCAACUGGAGAUGUCUAGUGGAAGUGAACAUCCAUGUUCCAGCAAUGAAAAGUGUGGCAAUUCACAUUCAAUGUAUAUUGAAGGCAAUGACAGCAAAGGAGAAAUAAAAGUGGAAACAGAAAAAACAAUGCUGGGGGAUGGUUCUCAAGAACCUGGUGUUCCUGUUUGCCGAGGAGAGCUACGAAAUUGGAAAAAUGGAUACUACACGCUUAUACACGACACCAAUAUGGAAAACACGGAGUUUGCCCUGGACUUGUUGUUGAGCUGUGGCUGCGAAGACUGGCAUGAGGAAUUUGGUGGUGUCACUUCAUACAUUGCAAAAGGGGAAGAUGAAGAGCUUACCUUUCCCUUCCUCAAAAGCUUGCAGAAGGAUUUGGACCAGCUGGAAAAAUGGCUGAACAGUAGCAGAUGGAGUUUAAUACAGACAAGUAUGAGUUAUUGCACUUUGGAAGGAAAAACAAAGGUAUAACAUACAAGGUAAAUGGUAGGGCACUGAGGAGUGCAGCAGAACAGAGGGAUUUGGGAAUACAGAUACAAAAUUCCCUAAAAGUGGUGUCACAGGUACAUAGGGUAAUAAAGAGAACUGUUGGUACAUUGGCCUUUAUAAAUCAAAGUAUUGAGUAUAAGAGGAAUGUUAUGUUGAGGUUGUAUAAGACAUUGGUGAGGCCGAAUUUAGAGUAUUGUGUUCAGUUUUAGUCACCGAAUUACAGGAAGGAUAUUAAUAAGGUUGAAAGAGUACAGCGAAAGUUUACAAGGAUGUAGCCGGGACUUGAGAAACUGAGUUACAGAGAAAGGUUGAAUAGGUUAGGACUUUAUUCCCUGGAGCGUAGAAGAAUCAGGGGAGAUUUGAUAGAGGUAUGUAAAAUUAUGAUGGGUAUAGACCAGGGGUGGGCAAACUUUUUGACUUGUGGGCCACAAAGGGUUCUAAAAUUUGACGGGGGGGCCAGACCAGGAGAAGAUGGACGGAGUGUUUUGGUAAUACACCUCAUAAGAGAAAAUAAAAUAUCAUGGGAUAUGUAGAAAACACGUGCUUUAAUUUCAAUUGAAAAUGAACAAAUGCAUUACAACAAAAUAUCUGUCUUUGAAGUCCCAUGGUAUUUAGCUAUUUAUUGAAAUGACUUUUAAAACACUGAAAAUUAAAUGAAUAAAAUACAGCUUUUUUUAAUAGUAACAGUUAUUAUUUUAAAGCACUGAAAAUUCUGUUAUCCUUCAAGAUAUUAUCAUCAUCACUCUCCUCCUGACUGUCUUUAUUUCAAAAACGGUAGGAGAUGCAGGUUAACUUGUCCUGCUCCUUCUUAUUCAAUUGUCCACUGUGCCAAAACUCAACAAAGACCAGCACAAAGACAGAUCAGUGACAGCGCGCCAGUAUGCGGAGCGCGUUAUUUGAUCUGGAGCGCAUUUUUUAUUUUGAGAACGUACGUGCACCUGCGCACUACUCAUGUCCAUCACUUAACAGAAAUGACAUGUAACAUGUAAGGCUUAUUGAAAAAAAUCUUUUCAAAUUCAUUUUUUACAUAACACAACGAAGAAACUUAUUUUUAAUUUCAGUGGGAACAGUGUUGUUGGUCUCCCUUUUUAGCCAGCGCAUCAAAGUCUGGAUUUAGUUUUGUUGUGGCGAUUCUCAGGAUGGAUCUGAGCUGUUGGUCAGUUAACUUGGAACUGUGGCUGGCUUUGUUGAUGUUCAUGACGCUGAACGCCUGUUCACACAAAUAGGUUGAGCCGAACAAAGAGUAAAGCGCAAAUGUGGAGUAAUACGCUGCACCUCAACAAAGGUCAAUGUAUACAGAGUGUGUCAUCUAUUGGGAAAACGCCAGAAUUGCGGGGAAAAAACGUUAACAAGGUUUAUUAAUAUAAUUUCAUCAAGUUCUGCGGGCCGGAUUAAAAAGCUUAUAUGGCCCGCGGGCCGUAGUUUGCCCAUGCCUGGUAUAGACAGAGUGAAUGCAAGCAGGCUUUUUCCACUGAGGCUAGGAGAGAAAAAAACCAGAGGACAUGGGUUAAGGGUGAAUGGGAAAAAGUUUAAAGGGAACAUUGGGGGGGGCUUCUUUUCACAAAAAAGUGGUGGGAGUGGAAUGAGCUGCCAGAUGAAGUGGUGAAUGAAGGCUCACUUAAUAACAUUUAAGAAAAACUUGUACAUGGAUGAGACGGGUAGGGAAGGAUAUGGUCUAGGUGCAGGUCAGUGGGACUAGGCAGAAAAAUGGUUCGGCACAGCCAAAAGGGCCAAAAGGCCUGUUUCCAUGCUGUCAUGUUCUAUGGUUCUAUGGAAUGGUUACUUAAAGUGCAAGGUUAUAGACGUUUCAAAAACGACAAGAACUCAUCUCCUUCUACCUUAGUCCACGAACUUAUCAAUCACCCUUGCUGUGGUCCACUUUCUGGAAGUCCAAAAUGCCAACUUCUACAAAGAAGGGAUCCGUACGCUCCAUGACCACUGGACUAAGUGUGUAAAUGUAGGAGGGGACUGUGUUGAAAAAUAAAUGUACUAGGUUUUUAAAAUUGACUCCUUUUAUCUUAGGCCAUGAACUUAACAAUCACCAUAUAUAUGUACAAAAUAUAAAAGUUGGGAUAUUAUUUUUGCAACUUUAUGAAACAUUGGUUGGAUAGCUCUUAGAGUAUUAUGUGCAUUUCUGUGUGCCAUAUUACAAGAAUGAUAUGGUUGUGCUAGGGAGAGUGCAAGAAAAUUUAGCCUGGAUACUGCUGUUGUUUUCUCUGCAGCAAAGGAUGCUGAACAGUAACCUGAUAGAGGUGUAUGAAAUUAUUAGCAAUAUAGAUAGUCAUCAUCAUUUCCCCAUGGUAGAAAGGAUUAAGUACAAGCAGGCAAAGGUUUAUGGUGAGAAAAGCAAGUUUCUGAGGUAUUUGAGACAAAGAUAUUUACACAAAGUCAUUGUUAUCAGGAACUUGCUGCCACAGGAGUUGGUAAUUAAUUUUGCUUAUAAUUUUGAAUAAAGAAGUUCAAAUUGAAAGUUUCAACUUCAAAAUUUGAACAGACACUGAAAAAAGCCAAGCAAAGAAGGAAACGGACAUGAUGUGGAUAAAAGGAAUUAGUGCAGUUUGCGCAAAGUUUGGAAUGGAUACAGUGGGCUGAAGGAUCCAUUUCUGCUGCACAACAGUAAGACUGUAUGACACAGACAUUAUCAAACAAGUUUCAAAUCUCAGUGGGAAAAAAAGCAACAUCCUGAGGUUUGGUAAUGCCCCUCUGAUCUUUCCAAGAAGAAAGAAAAAUAGUGAGAUUGAGAGAAGGAAAAUUAAUCAAAUGUCAUAUUGCUAUAAAAAGAUUCAUUCUUACUUGCUAAUGUUGCA